AAAAAUUUUUACCAGAUAUGAUUAAUUAUUGUAACCAUCAUGAACCAGAAAUUAGAAUGAAGGCAGUAGUAACUUUACAAUUAUUGUCAAGAAAUGAGGAAAACAAAAGCAUAUUAGUGGAGGAGCAAGCUCUAGAAGUAUUAGUAGGAUUAUUGAAAGCACAAAAUAAUCGCGAAUAUACCCAUCGAUACGCGGCAAUCGCUUUAUGUGACCUGAUAUCUGGGAACGACGAUCGUAAGCUUAAAAUAGUGGAAUUAGGAAGUGAACCAAAGAAAAUAGAAGACGAAUUAAAUAUCGAUAACCUUGCAGAGUUAACGAGAUCAGACAAUUUAAGUUUGCGCAAUAGCGCAAUACGCAUUCUACUCGAUAGAGCAAUGUCAG
Molecule: messenger RNA, 381 nt
Organism: Acaulospora morrowiae
Lineage: Eukaryota; Fungi; Glomeromycota; Glomeromycetes; Diversisporales; Acaulosporaceae
Source: the annotation of a GenBank genome assembly